AUGGGCAGACAGAAUCUGACGGUGCCAGCUGACCUCAUUCUGAGUGCGGUCUCCAGCCUGCCUGAGCUGCAGGUCCCCCUGUUUUGGAUCUUCCUCAUCAUCUACACUACCACAAUGGUGGGCAACCUGGGCAUGAUCCUUUUGACCAAGCUCGAUGCCCACUUGCACACCGCCAUGUACUUCUUCAUCAGACACCUGGCUUACAUGGACCUGGGUGAUGCCACUGUCAUUUAUCCUAAAAUGCUGGUAAAUUUUGUUAUGGGUCAGAAUACCAUUUCUUUUUAUUCAUGCGCCACACAGAUGACCUUCUUUGUUACAUUCAUCAUCAGUGAACUUUUCAUCUUGUCGGCCAUGGCCUAUGACCGCUACGUGGCCAUCUGCAACCCUCUGCUCUACCACAUCCUCGUGUCUCAGACACGUUGCCACGUGCUGGUGGGCAUUCCGUACCUCUACAGCACCUUUGUUGCUCUCCUGAUCACCAUUAAGACUUUCAUAUCAACAUUCUGUAGCUCUCAGAUCAGUCAUUUCUACUGUGAUGAUGUUCUUGUGUCACUUAUGCUGUGUUCAAACGGACAAGAUAUAGCAUUGAUGAUCAACCUAUUUGCAGGUUUUAAUGUGACCUCCUCCUUCCUGUGCAUAUUAUUAUCUUACUUUAUGAUUCUCCUAGCCGUAUUUCGGAUGCAUUCUGCAGAAGGUAGAAAAAAAGCUUUCUCUACGUGUGCGUCUCACCUGACCGUGGUGGUGGUUUUCUACGGAACUAUUUUCUUCAUGUAUGUGCAGCCCAAGUCUGCUCAGUCUUCUGAUAUUGAUAAACUCUCCUCCGUGUUUUACACUUUAGUGAUCCCCAUGCUCAACCCACUGAUCUACAGUGUCAGGAACAAAGAAGUCAAAAAUGCCUUCCACAGGGUCUUCAGGAAGAAGUUUAAAGUUUGUACAUAG
Molecule: messenger RNA, 939 nt
Organism: Chinchilla lanigera (long-tailed chinchilla)
Lineage: Eukaryota; Metazoa; Chordata; Mammalia; Rodentia; Chinchillidae
Product: olfactory receptor 8K5-like
Exons: 1
Coding region: 1-939 (312 amino acids)
Biological process (GO): G protein-coupled receptor signaling pathway; sensory perception of smell
Cellular component (GO): membrane
Molecular function (GO): odorant binding; G protein-coupled receptor activity; olfactory receptor activity
Source: RefSeq, a predicted model, not a curated record